This is a messenger RNA of Neurospora tetrasperma FGSC 2508, 699 nucleotides long. RefSeq lists its product as uncharacterized. The record is from RefSeq and is a predicted model, not a curated record. Gene Ontology annotation, biological process: vacuolar proton-transporting V-type ATPase complex assembly. Lineage: Eukaryota; Fungi; Ascomycota; Sordariomycetes; Sordariales; Sordariaceae. The transcript has 4 exons. Bases 151 to 507 code for a protein of 118 amino acids. Gene Ontology annotation, cellular component: endoplasmic reticulum membrane.
CUCAACAUCUCGCUGUUACCAUACAAUUGAUUUCGGCUCAUCCCACUUCAGCUCAUCCAUUCAAUUCAUCCCGUGAAGCCGAUAUACGACGACAAACGUCACGACCAGCCUACACUGAAUAGAAAAACUAGACCCAAAAUCACCAGCAAGAUGGCCACCCGCAGAAUCAUAUCCCAAGAGAAGACUCUACUCGAAAAGGAUGACCGUAUCGGUUCCAGCCCAGCGGCAAGCGAGAAGUCCAACAUCACGCCAGCCGUCCCCGCUUCCGUAAUUAUCAAACUUCUAGCCUUCACCUUCGCAAUGAUCGUCAUCCCCAUUUCUUCAUACUUCCUCACAGUGGACCGUUUGUUCAAAGGAAACUCAACAUACGCCGGCGCCACAGCAGCUAUCAUGGCCAACGUGGUGUUAAUUGGGUAUAUCAUUGUUGCCAUGGCGGAGGAUCAGUCGGACCAGGAGAAUGAGAAGAAAGGAGGUGGUGGGAAAGUAGAAGGGAAGAAGGAUCUGUGAUCUUACUGAGAUGUGACAUGAAUGUUGUGACAUUGCUCGCUCUAAUGAACGGAAAGGGUGUGGGGAAAAAACAAAGGUAUUCAUUUGUGUACCCAAACAUCUCCUUAGUCGUUUGAAACGACGAGUGAAAUGUUCUUCGCGUGAUCAAGUGCAUCGGAGCUUGUCGGAUUCGUAUAACAAGUCUAACUUCUU